Carassius auratus (goldfish) is the source of this 1426-nucleotide messenger RNA. RefSeq names its product hepatocyte cell adhesion molecule-like. The transcript has 6 exons. The record is from RefSeq and is a predicted model, not a curated record. Lineage: Eukaryota; Metazoa; Chordata; Actinopteri; Cypriniformes; Cyprinidae. The coding region runs from base 210 to 1151 and encodes 313 amino acids.
UUCUUCUUCUUCUUCUUUUUCAUGUAUAGGUUCGUCAAUAAAAAAUAUUUCUUAAUCAUCUAUUUGAUUAAAUCGUGUAAAUUAAUCUGAAGGAUUUAGUCGUUUGACUGCGUUGGAUUCUGCGUUGGAUCGUGUUCCUGUCUUUUGUGCAUCGGACAAUUGAUGGUUCUUGUAUAAAACAUGUGGAAUUCAGUUAUCUUUAAGACACGAUGAGGAUUACUAUUUGUAAAAUAGCGUUCUUAUGUCUCUUCCUGUUGACUAUGGAUGGUGUGUUUGGUGAUACAGAUGUAGUGUCAGUGAUGGAGGGAGAUUCUGUCUCUCUACACACUGAUGUUACUGAAAUACAGAGAGAGGAGCAGAUUCUGUGGAUGUUUGGACCUAAAGGGACGAGAAUAGCUGAAAUCUAUAAGAACAUCAUUGAUAUGUUUAACAGUAAUGAGAUAUUUGGAGACAGACUGCAGCUGGACAAUCAGACUGGAUCUCUGAUCAUCAGAAACACCAGAAGAACAGACUCUGGACUUUAUAAACUACAGAUCCGCAGCGAUAGAGGAAACUCAGACAAAACAUUCAGUGUUACUGUACACGCUCCUCUGCCUGUUCCUGUCAUCUCCAGUAACUCUUCAAUCUGUUCAUCAUCAUCUAAACGUUCAUCAGGUCAGAAUUGUUCACUGCUGUGUUCAGUGUUGAAUGUGAGUGCUGUGACUCUCUCCUGGUACAAAGGAAACAGUUUAUUGUCCAGCAUCAGUGUGUCUGAUCUCAGCAUCAGUCUCUCUCUACCUCUGGAGGUGGAAUAUCAGGAGAACAACAUCUACAGCUGUGUGAUCAACAAUCCCAUCACAAACCAGACUCAACACAACAUCAACAUCACUCAACUCUGUCACACGUGUCCAGAAACCGGAUCGUUUGUUGCAGCAUUAAUAUCUGCGGUAGUACUGGCUAUGCUAGCAAUUGUGAUGUGCUAUCUUUACAGGAAAUACAGACAAUCAAGACCAAAAGAGAAUUAUUUUGAACCAUCUGCACGUGCAGCUGAGACAGCUCAGUCAGACGACAGCGAGGUAGCUUAUGCCGAAACAACAUUUUUACCUAAUGUACAAAACAAGAAGCAUAAUCAGACAGAAGAGACGAUAUACUCCACCGUCAAUGGACACUGAUCAAACAAGCAGCAGUCUCUCAUUUCACCACAAUGGCUUUGCACGUCUGCAUCUGUCAGCAUCACAACACUUGUGCGUUCUAACAUAAAAGAAAAUAUUUAAAAGAACUUUGGGGUCCAAGCAACAACAACAUUGGGGACCACAUUCACGCUUAUUGUAUAAAAGAAUAUUGUAUAAAAAAUAAAUUUAAAAUAUCCUAAUGUAUCAUAUAUAUAUCAUACAUGAUUGUGAAUAAAUGAUGACCAGCUGAUCAGAUUGUGGCAGAACUAGCAUGU